Macrobrachium nipponense is the source of this 3093-nucleotide messenger RNA. RefSeq names its product nuclear pore complex protein Nup107-like. Gene Ontology annotation, molecular function: structural constituent of nuclear pore. Gene Ontology annotation, biological process: post-transcriptional tethering of RNA polymerase II gene DNA at nuclear periphery; protein import into nucleus; mRNA export from nucleus. Lineage: Eukaryota; Metazoa; Arthropoda; Malacostraca; Decapoda; Palaemonidae. The record is from RefSeq and is a predicted model, not a curated record. Gene Ontology annotation, cellular component: nuclear pore outer ring; nuclear pore.
AAUGAGUAUUACAAGAAAUUGAGGAGCCGUUACAAGAGUAACAGGAUUUUAAUUAAAACUGAUAUGCGCACGAAACGACCAAACUACUGAGCGGGGACCCGACAAUAACGUUGAGCAAUUUUAAAAUCUGAGAGGUUACGAAUUGAUUAAAUGUCUUAAAAAUGGAAAAUAUGGACAAUAAAAUGGAAGAAUCUUAUGCUCGUCUAGAUGCUGCGCUUGGCUCACCUGGUGGUGGUAUAAUACGUACUCCCAAAACUUCAAGGAGACUCAAUUUGAUAAAAGGUUUGAAGCCUGAAGAUGAUAUUGGUGCUUUGUUAGACAGAUCUAUUGGUAUUAUUGGGUCAUCACAUUCAACAGCUUCAAACACAACUCAAAUUGGACUUAGUUAUAUGGAUAGCCCUAGUAUGAUUAGAGAAGAAGUGACAGCACUGUGCCCUGGUACUCUUUUGGGAGAUAUAACAACAGACAUUGCCAGUGCUGCUUUGCUAUCUGAAGAUGAUCCUGGUAUUCGUGCUACACAGGUGCUGUUUUCUGAAUUUAUAAAGAUUAUGGUGGACCAUCCAUCAGAAGCGCAAAUAUGGGAAGAACUAGAAGAAUACCAGAGUUUGUGCAGUCAACAGGUUAUUGCUUUGGACAGGCUUAUUCGUAAAGUUCCCCGUCAUCACACAAAUUUUACCAAUACACAACAGAUAUACCAGCAACUGUUAAAUGAAAGAAACACCUGGAGGAUUCUUGGAUCACUCUACAGUGAGCGCCUAGGUGAUGAAAAUAAUAUUCAAGAAUCUAAUAUGCUAGAUGAAGAACAUUUAACUGAUUUCACAGUUGUAAAUCAACUGUUUGACGGAAAUCGCAUAAUACGGGAGGCACAGAUUGUAAUUGACUGGUUAGAGAAGAAUUCAGCUGAUGACUUUGAUUUACUAUUCAAGAGUCGUGAUCGGGUGGAGUAUUUUGGAGAUAUGCAUAUUGCAUGGGAAAAUACACUGAAGACAAUGAAGAAUGAAAGCAGUGGAAUAAGCAUACCAUUGAGAGGCAGUCGCUCUCUAGUUACAUCUUUAGAUCCUGAUUCAACAUUACGACAGGGACGAAACCUCCAUGACCUUGAUCAGGAAGAUGAAAUGCGUUUACUCCGAUGUGUCUUCCUUCAUAUUCGUUCAGGGCAAGUCAGUAUGGCUCAGGAAUUAUGUAUCAGAGCAGGUCACCACUGGAGAGCAGCAACUCUUGAGGGGUGGAAGCUUCAUCAUGAUCCUAAUCACACUGAUGCAUCACAACGAAAUCCAAUUUCUGGCAAUUCAUACAGAGAUGUUUGGAAAGCAGUUGCUUGGGGCAUAGCAAGUGAUGAACGACUACCAGUUUAUGAACGAGCAGUAUAUGGUUCUCUGUGUGGUCAUCUACAGUCGGUAUUAGCAGUUUGUAAUGAAUGGCAAGAUGUUUUAUGGGCAUAUGCACGCACAAUGGUUGAUCAGUGGGCUGAAGAGCAGUUGAGGGCCACAAUAACCCACUUGAGAACGCUGCAUCCUUUACCCAAAGAUUAUCCAGAAGAAAAGUUGACUUUAGAAACAAUAUUUGAUGCUGUGGAACGAAGACCAGAGGUAAUCAAACAACAGAGCCAGAACCCAUAUCACACACUUCAGAAAUACAUAGUCUUGGAUGAUAUUGAAGCAUUGCUUAAAGAAGCUCAUCAGUGGUUGAGUGAUGGUAUUUCUCCUCAUCUCUUACGUUGCCUAACACACAUUGUACUGUUCCUCCGUCGCAUUGGACGCAUCUCUCAACACAUGGAAAUGUACUGCUCUGAUAUUUUAGUUGCUUGUGUCAAGGAAGCCAUUGAGCGGGGUGAUGUGGAACAAGUGGCCAGAUAUACUUCUGUGUUACCAGCUUGGCUACAAGUAGAAUGGUAUGCCCGAUUUCUUCACAAUAUCACGGAUGAUGACCAUCGUCGUCAUGCCCUCAAAUUAGCUGCGGAUGUUGGGUUAGAUACGAAUACUAUAACAGCUACUGUUGUAACAAACAUAAGGCUCUCAUCAAGUAAUAGAGACCCAGAGGGACAGGUGUUAGCAGAAACCACAGCAGAGGAUAGAGUUAAAAUAAAUGCAAUCGACUGGCUUUUAUAUGACAAGAGGCAACGAACUGAAGCACUCCGUCAAGCUAAUGCCCUAAUGAGAAGCUUCCUAGUUUCCCGCAAAAUUGGGGCAACUAGAGUUCUGUUUAACAAGAUACCAAGUGAUUCUGUGAACAUUGUUGUGCAAGAACAUGAGGAGGAAACUGGCUCUCCAGAUCUAUCAGGAGAAACAGAAAAUAUCGUGCGUGAAUACUUUUGCAUAAAAACAUUCUUGGAUGCUCAAGAAUCGUUCACAGAUUGGUUUGACCAUUACCAUCAAAAGAGGCCAGUUGCACCUGAAAAACCAUCUGUAGGGUUAGGUAGUUCCCCACAAGAAGUAGCUUAUGAACAAGCUAGUAAGCAGCACCAGGGUGAACUUGAUCGCUGGAAGCAAACACUAAAACUUAUAACUAAGACGGCCUGUGAACGUUUGUACAACGUACUGCUUUUUCCUGAGGGUGGAUGGUUAGUAGACUCAGGAUUAGAUGACCAAGAACCUGACACCACUGGGGUGGGUGGUGAUGAAGAACUUAUGCCAGAAUCUCUGGAGCCUGACCGAAAGCACCAACUGUCUGUCCUCAGAUCGAUUUAUAUACCUCAGGUUGCCUCUUUGUUGCAAAAUAUCCUUCACUCCACAGAAAGUUUUAAAGAAGCACUCCAGUUGGCUGAUAUUAUAGCCUCCGAAAAGCAUCAGUUGUACAAGGCAUUUGGGACUUGCGAGUUGCAGCGAUUUCUUGUGAAGCUUCAAGAAACCUCAUUAGAACUGCUUGAUAGAAAUUGUGAUGCUUUAGGUUACCCCCUUCAGUAACCGAAAGAAGUAUGUUUUAAAUUGUGAAGUAUUGCUAGAGAAGACUGAUGGAUGAAAAUGAAAUAUGUACUUGUCAUUUUGUGGAAACAAGUAUUAUGCUGUUUUUUUCAGUUUUAUGAAGACAUGUUUAAAUUGUAGAGAAACUAUUGUUGUCAGAUGUGAUUUUUGUAAUUUUAUUGGUAAGAACUAA